GCCUGUGUCCCGGUAGCAGCCAGGGCUGUGGGGGCGUCUGUCCAUCCCAUCCCGGAGGCCAGGCCUGUUGUACCCUGGGUCCUGGGGCCUGGCCAGUGAGGCCACUGGGCCCCAUUCAACAAGUUGAGAGAGGCAAAGCUUGGGUUCCAGUCGGCCAAGGGUUCGUGUUCACACCCCACCUCCUGAGUGAGGACUCCCAACGCCUGAGUUCCUAAGACAAGGAUGUCCCUCCUCCCAAUGGGGAGGACUCAGAACUUGGGGGUCUGGUGCUUUUGGGAACCGGUGUUGGUGCCAAGCAGCUUUGGGGAACACUCAGAGCGCAGGCCAUGCCUGAGACCCCCCACCCCCAGCCUGCAGUUUGGUUGUGGGGAAGGCUGUUGGAACUCGGAACCUGGUGGGGACUUUUCGCACAAACAGAUCUGUCAGGCCGAGGGUAGCCAGGGAGGGCUCCGGGAGAGGCACCCAGGCCACAAAGGUUGUAAGAAGGGGGUUAAGGGGUGCAUGGCGAGAGGGAGAGGGGCAGCCCUGGCCGCUUCCCCUCCAAGCAGCAACCGCUUCAGUGGUGUCAGGCGACCCCAUAAGCGUCCCUGUCACGCAGACACCAAGUGAAGUGGGCACCCACGAUGGGGUGGGGAGCAAGUGGGGGUCCCCUUAGCCUCCUAGUCGCUCUUCUGUCCCUGGUUCCUUCCUGCAAUUGACACUCCAUCAAGGCAACCACCCCCACCCCAGGAUCAAGCGCCAUGAUGGGUAUCAUCAGCAUCUGUGCAUCAUGCCUGGCUGGCCUCAGUGUUCCCAUCUGUAGAGUGGGGGUGGCCGCUGCUACCAUCCACCCCCAGACGCAGCUAGGCUGUGGUCGCGCCUCGAAGGGUGGGCGCACACAAGGUCCCAAAGCUGAGAUUUUUGUGCCUCUACCCACAGGGCUGUCACUCCAGGGCACUUCUGAGUCACUAUCGACUCACCAGGUAGGAAGCCUUUUAGCAGAACUUCCCAGCAACCUUCGGGGCAGGGGUGUGGGCAGCCGGGGUGAGCCGCCCACCACCUCCCCUGUCAAUCAUGAGCCUUGAGAACACUGAAGGGUUGGGACUUAGUAAAAACAGGGCUGGGGUGACUCUGGAAUUCCAAAGCUCAGGUGUCCUGGACGAUGCUGGCGUGGCCCUAGGCCCAGACCCUACACCAUGACCUGCUGGCUGCGUAUGCUGGGCCUGCACCUGCUUCUGCUGCCCACGGCGCCCCCCCUGGCCGCGGGCUGUCCGGCGCGCUGCGAGUGCUCGGUGUCCACCCGCACAGUGGCCUGCGGCCGCCGCCGGCUGACAGCCAUCCCCGAGGGCAUCCCGGCUGAAACACGCCUGCUGGAGCUCAGCCGCAACCGCAUCCGCUGCCUGAACCCCGGGGACCUGGCCUCGCUGCCCACCCUGGAGGAGCUGGACCUCAACCACAACGUGAUCGCCCAUGUGGAGCCCGGGGCCUUCGCCAACCUGCCCCGCCUGCGCAUCCUGCGUCUCCGUGGCAACCAGCUGAAGCUCAUCCCGCCCGGCGUGUUCACGCACCUGGACAGCCUCACGCUGCUGGACCUGAGCGAGAACAAGCUGGUCAUCCUGCUGGAUUUCAGCUUCCAAGACCUGCGCAGCCUGCGGCGACUGGAGGUGGGCGACAAUGACCUCGUGUUCAUCUCCCGCAGGGCCUUCGCGGGGCUGCUGGGGCUAGCCGAGCUCACCCUGGAGCGCUGCAACCUCACGUCGCUGUCCCCCGAGUCGCUCGGCCACCUGCGGGGCCUGGGCGCCCUGCGCCUGCGCCACCUGGCCAUCGCCGCCCUGGAGGACCAGAACUUCCAGAAGCUUCCGGGCCUCUCACAUCUGGAGAUCGACAACUGGCCUCUGCUGGAGGAGGUGGCCCCGGGGAGCCUGCGAGGGCUGAACCUCACGUCUCUGUCCAUCACGCACACCAACAUCACGGCUGUGCCGGCCGCUGCGCUGCGACAGCAGGCCCACCUGACGUGCCUCAACCUGUCGCACAACCCCAUCGGCACGGUGCCCCGGGGCUCCUUCAGGGACCUGGUGCGCCUGCGCGAGCUGCACUUAGCCGGGGCCAUGCUGGCUGUCAUAGAGCCGCAGGCCUUCGUGGGGCUGCGGCAGAUCCGCCUGCUCAACCUCUCGGACAACCUGCUGUCCACGCUGGAGGAGAACACGUUCCAUUCGGUGAACACGCUCGAGACGCUGCGCGUGGACGGCAACCCGCUGGCCUGCGACUGUCGCCUGCUGUGGAUCGUGCAGAGGCGGAAGACCCUGAACUUCGACGGCAGGCUGCCCGCCUGUGCCACCCCCGCCGAGGUGCGCGGCGACGCCCUGCACAACCUCCCGGACUCGGUGCUCUUCGAGUACUUCGUGUGUCGCAAGCCCAAGAUCCGGGAAAGGCGGCUGCAGCACGUGACCGCCACGGAGGGGGACGACGUGCGCUUCCUGUGCCGCGCCGAGGGCGAGCCCACGCCCACGGUGGCCUGGGUGACGCCGCAGCACCACACGGUGACGGCUGCCAGCCGGGGCCGGGCGCGGGUGCUGCCUGGGGGCACGCUGGCCGUCGCGGAUACGCGGCCCCAGGACAGCGGCACCUACACGUGCGUGGCCAGCAACGCCGGGGGCAAUGACACGUAUUUCGCCACCUUGACUGUCCAGCUGGCUGCCAACCGGACCCAGGGCGAUGGGCACAACGAGACACAGGUGGGCGUCCGGUUCCCGCUGGACCUCACCACCAUCCUGGUGUCUACCGCCAUGGGGUGCAUCACCUUCCUCGGCGUGGUCCUCUUCUGCUUCCUGCUGCUCUUCGUGUGGAGCCGAGGCCGUGGACAGCACAAGAAUAACUUCUCUGUAGAAUAUUCCUUCCGCAAGGUGGACGGUCCUGUGGCCGCGGCCGGCCAGGGCGGCGCACGCAAGUUCAACAUGAAGAUGAUCUGAGCGGGCCCGUGGUGGGCUGGCGGGAGAGCCCCUCGGACCUCCAUGCAGUCCCAGAUAACCUCCACCUACGCGUGUUUUUUACCCAAGGGUUAGCAGCCAGCUCACGGGCAGAACUUCGUUUUUGUAGACGUCUGCAGGACUGGUUUUGAGCAGAUCACACCUUUUGCAGUUCUUGAAGUGUUUUCUAUCAGUUUCAACCUGUCUCUUUCCUGCUGUGGAUGCAGGCUGGGACACUCAGGGUCCAAGGUUCCCUACUCAGCAGUCAGGUCCGCAGAUGUCCUGGUGGGAGGCACCUGUGCACACUGGACAGACACAGCACUUACAGUAGGUGUGCUCACGGUGACACAGUUUGGCAUACACAGGGCCCAAGGCUGCAGGGCCCCUGGCUGUGCAGUAGCCCAGCUUUGUUCACUGCCACUCAGCCAUAGGUCAACUGGGGCUGCCCCAGGCCCUGCUGAGUGGCUGGAGUCACAGAGGAAGCCCCCAUGCCCCCAGGAACUUCCACCUGCCAGGAGAAGCCAUGUUCCCAUGUCCCUAGAGACCCCCCACCCUACCUAGCAGUGCUGGACAUCUGCUCGCUGGAGGAGUAACUACGUGGGUCCUCGAGACAGGCCAGCCAUAUCCACUCAGCUGCUCUGAGCAGGGUGAGCAGCAGGGGCUCACACCUGGGAGCCUCUCCAACCAGGUUCCUUCCCGGGCACCCACUUCUGCCCCUUCAGCUAGGGCAUUGUUGAGGGAGGGGGCAGAGGCACUGUAGGGCUUGGCCAGUUCUCCUGCCCUGCCACGCUGUGACACCAGUGGGCCACUUGGUCUGAGCUCGCAGCUGAGGCCGGGUCUCACGGAGCCCUCCUGACUGUCUAAAGGCAGCUUCGUGGAAUCGAAGACUCACACUAGCUUGACUGCUCUGAACUUGGCUGGGAACACGGGGACCCUUUGGUCCUGCCCCUCCCAACCUUUGCAUCACACACAAACUGGUCAACAGGACACGUGACUGGGUGGAUUGGCAUUUCCCAUCCCUGAGCAGGACAGGAAUGACCCCUUUGGUCCUGGAGCAUCCUCUUAGCCCCUGUUGCCAUGGCAACCCUGGGGCCCCUCAAACCAACCAAUGAAAUCCAAGUGCCUUUAGAGUCAUUAAAAGACAGGAGGGGUGCACUCAUGGCAGGGUUAGGGGUCACAAAGUGUCAGUACGCUACAUUGGGGUUCUCCAUUCCCAAGCUCUAUCCUCACCUGGCUGUGUUCUACUGAAAUCCAAUAAAACAGACUGAUUUAAUACAAAA
Mesocricetus auratus (golden hamster) is the source of this 4225-nucleotide messenger RNA. It is a transcript of the gene Lingo3, whose product is annotated as leucine rich repeat and Ig domain containing 3. The record is from RefSeq and is a predicted model, not a curated record. Bases 1176 to 2948 code for a protein of 590 amino acids. The transcript has 2 exons. NCBI's taxonomy places the organism in Eukaryota, Metazoa, Chordata, Mammalia, Rodentia, Cricetidae. Gene Ontology annotation, molecular function: protein binding.